AUGUCGAGCGCAUCCACCUGGCCCACCGUGCUAUCCGACCUGGCAUCGUCUGACGGGUCCACGAACAUACCGGACGAAGGCCGGUUCCACCGCGAAUUCAAGGCAGCGUGCGGCAGGAUCCGCGAAAAGGAUCCAGAGCGACUGCUCGCCAGAUUCCUCCGACAUCAUGACCAAAUCAUAGCGUUCGUCAGCGCUAUAGACGAAUCAGCGAGCCUCGACAAUGUGCCUCACUGUCUGAGCUCGGUGUUCUGGUCCAAGGCGUUUGAAACGGUCGAGAAAGCAUUGAAGACCAGACAGAAAGACAAGUUCUUCCGCGACCAUCUUCCCAAACUGCAAGACGUUAUCCCAGCGUUCGGCGCCCAGCUCCCGUUAUUCCCAGACAACGAAACAGUGCAGAAGCCGCUGCAGAACAUCUUUGCGCAGUACAUGGGGUGCUAUGACAUGGUUCUUCAGCUCCUUGAUCCGCAGCAACCCGACGUGGAUGAAGAGGCUUUCCUUGCACGGACCAAAUCUGCCACGACGGCAAUACAAGCACUCAAGGAAGAAUGGGAAGACUCGGUGAAGCAGGCAAUAGAAGAACAGGCCGCAGCCAGAAACACCAACACCCAGGUCAGCUACUACAACGCGACCGACGGACCGUACUAUCCGUACACCGCCAGGGUGUUGUUUGAAUUCCAGGAAAGUUUGGGGGCCGGCACGUACGGCCAAGUGCACAAGGUGCGCGAACCCUCCACCGGCACCUUCUAUGCGCAGAAGGUCAUCCGCAUCAGCGAACCGCCCAUGCGAUCCAAAGCGCAGGUGGAGAAGGAGGUUCACAACGAGGUGUCGAUCAUGCAGAAGCUACGCCAUCACCACAUCGCGUCCGUGCAAUUCCACUACUUCGACGCCGAGAAGAACACAUACAAUCUGAUCAUGCUGCCCGUGGCCGAAUGCGACCUCCGCCGCUUCCUCCAUGAUUGUGCCCAGCAAGGCUUCCCCAAGACCGAACUGAUGCACCUGACCAGCUGGUUCGGCUGCCUAGUCGGCGCGCUGGACUUUGCCCACUCGAAGCACGUCAAGCACGAGGACAUUAAGCCGAGCAACAUUCUGAUCAAAGACCACCAGGUCUAUCUGGCCGAUUUUGGCUGCGCAAAGGACUUUGAAGGCCUGGACAAUUCAAACUCCAUCGACACUAUCACCUUUGGAACCCCCGUUUAUUCCGCCCCGGAGAGCAAGCCACGCGGACGCAGGGCCGAUGUCUUUUCCCUGGGCUGUGUCUUCACGGAAAUGCUGACCGUCAAAUAUAAACAUACUCUGGAAGAAUUUCGUGCCCAUCGAUGUCUCACACAUGGGGACUAUCCUUAUGCUUUCCGCGAGAGCCUGCCCAAAGUCAAGGAGUGGAUAAAUUGGAUAGUCCCUGCGGCAGACUCGGUGGGAAAACUACUGAAAGAGCAGACCUUUCUCAUGCUGCAGCGCAAUCCUGACAGAAGGAGCGAGGCAAAAGACGUCAAGCGAAGUCUCCGGCCUGAAGGUGAGGAUGUCUUCUGCAAUUCGUGCUUCUGA
This is a messenger RNA of Capronia epimyces CBS 606.96, 1542 nucleotides long. Its product is annotated as serine/threonine protein kinase. Bases 1 to 1542 code for a protein of 513 amino acids. The record is from RefSeq and is a predicted model, not a curated record. Gene Ontology annotation, biological process: mitotic DNA damage checkpoint signaling; protein phosphorylation. Gene Ontology annotation, cellular component: nucleus. Gene Ontology annotation, molecular function: ATP binding; protein serine/threonine kinase activity. Lineage: Eukaryota; Fungi; Ascomycota; Eurotiomycetes; Chaetothyriales; Herpotrichiellaceae. The transcript is spliced from 3 exons.